AUGUGGGAUCCGAGGUGUUCUGCUCGACUUGCUUUGUGUACAGGUUCAGAUGCAGUAUUUUUGUGGACACCUCAAGGAUGUCUUGCAGUCCAGGCCCCAACACACUUCAAUUUUCUAGUUUCGUCCCUCGUCUGGCUUUCGACUGGAGACGGAAUUCUAUUACAGUCGGAGAAUGAAUUUUGUCUAUGCUAUCUAGAUUCUGGUGAUAAGCUUGAGAAACAUAAACCUCUUUGGAAGCCUCCUAAAAUCAAUUUGUCGACUGGAAAAUUGCAUCAGUAUGAAAUAAAAAGAAGUUCUGAAAAUGAACCCGAUCAUUGUCUGCCGUUUAAUAAUUCUGUUGAAAAUGAGGACUGUGAUUCUAUUUCUAACCCAUUUGGUGAAGAUGCUCCAAAUUGGCUAAAACAACACAGUAAGAUAUCCUCUGAUAUCACUGUAAAGGUUCGAAGAAGAAGUUUAUCUUCGUGUGAUAAACGUAAUGCUACGAGUAGAGAAUCGAAACCUUCUCGAGUUCUUUCCUCUUUAUCAAUCUGUCGACAAGCUUGGUUGGCUCCUUCCCCAAAUGUAAAACUGGCUAGAAAGUCAACAAUUCAAAAUGCUAUUACAGCGAAACGAUAG
Messenger RNA from Schistosoma mattheei, 615 nucleotides. The record is from the annotation of a GenBank genome assembly. Lineage: Eukaryota; Metazoa; Platyhelminthes; Trematoda; Strigeidida; Schistosomatidae.